AUGGGUUCUGUUUCGGAUGUUGGCGGCUAUAUCUUCUUUGGCAUUAUUUUUGUAUGGGGAUUAGCCAUAUUGAUUUGGUCAUGUGUUGUUCCAAGAAAAGUUAUUGAAGACAAGUCAGAUGAUUCAGAUAUGGCAUCCAUGUUCCCUGAAAUUACUCCAGAAAAUGAAGAUGCUCAAGUUCCGGCCCAAAAAUAA
This is a messenger RNA of Trichomonas vaginalis G3, 195 nucleotides long. RefSeq lists its product as uncharacterized. The record is from RefSeq and is a predicted model, not a curated record. Bases 1 to 195 code for a protein of 64 amino acids. Lineage: Eukaryota; Parabasalia; Trichomonadida; Trichomonadidae. The transcript has a single exon.